Molecule: messenger RNA, 345 nt
Organism: Brettanomyces bruxellensis
Lineage: Eukaryota; Fungi; Ascomycota; Pichiomycetes; Pichiales; Pichiaceae
Gene: RPL31B
Product: 60S ribosomal protein L31B
Exons: 2
Coding region: 1-345 (114 amino acids)
Biological process (GO): cytoplasmic translation
Cellular component (GO): ribosome; cytosolic large ribosomal subunit
Molecular function (GO): structural constituent of ribosome
Source: RefSeq, a predicted model, not a curated record
AUGGCCGCUUCGCUUAAGGAACCAGUUAGCAGAGAGUACACCAUCAACCUCCACAAAAGGUUGCACGGUAUCCAAUUCAAGAGAAGAGCUCCAAGAGCUGUGAAGGAGAUCAAGAAGUUCGCCACAUUGCACAUGGGAACAGAGGAUGUCAGAUUGGACCCUAAGUUGAAUGUCGCUUUGUGGAAGAGAGGUAUCCAGGGUGUCCCAACCAGAUUGAGACUUAGAAUCUCCAGAAAGAAGAACGAGGAGGAGAGUGCUAAGUCGAAGAUGUUCUCUUACGUUGAGUACGUUAAUGUUCCAUCUAUCAAGGGAUUGCAGACUACUGUUGUUGAGGAUGAGGCUUAA